ACAUGAAAUCGUUAGAUUGACGUUUCAAACUUUGUUUUGAGUAUCGAAAAAAAUUGAAUUACACCACAUACGCACCAUGGAUGCAGAAAAGGUAAAAACUGAAGAAUUUCAAUUGGAAGUGGACUCGGAGCUUCGUUUUGAAAUUGAAACGCGCAACAGAAAGGUUGUAGUGGAGCUGAAAGAAGGUCAAGCCGAACUGUUUGGGACGGAGCUCGUAAAGGGUAAACAAUAUGAAUUCCAUACCGGUGCCAAAGUUGCUAUUUUCACAUAUCAUGGAUGCAAACUGUUGGUCAAAGGUGAAAUGGAUGUACAGUACAUUGCAAGAGAAACGCCAAUGGUCCAAUAUUUGAAUGCACAUGCUGCCGUCGAACAACUUCGUGUGGUGGCCGAUGAACAGAAUGAAAAUGGUCCAAUUGUAAUGGUUGUCGGGCCGUGUGAUGUGGGAAAGUCAACUGUUUGUAAAAUAUUAUUGAAUUAUGCGGUGCGACAGGGCCGAACACCGAUAUCAGUUGAUCUGGACGUAGGCCAAGGUAGUAUAUCAAUUCCUGGCACAAUUGGUGCUUUCUUAGUGGAACGCAUCGCCCAUGUUGAAGAUGGAUUCUCACAACAAGCACCGCUCGUAUAUCAAUUCGGCCAUCUCAGCCCCAGCGACAAUGAUGCAUACUACAAAUUAUUAUUAUCCAAAUUGGCCGAAGUGACGCACAAACGCUUACAAACCAAUAAAAAGAUUAGAAGUUCAGGCAUGAUAAUCAACACAUGCGGCUGGGUAAAAGGUGCUGGCUACAAGCAUAUUUUACAUGCCGCACAAGAAUUCCAAGUUGCCGCAAUCUUUGUACUAGAUCAAGAGCGUUUGUACAAUGAAUUGCUGCGUGAUGUACCAAAAUCGACGCAAGUUGUGUUCUUGCAGAAAAGCGGCGGUGUCGUCGAAAGAAGCCGCCAUCAACGAAGCGAAGCGCGUGAUUCCCGUAUUCGAGAAUAUUUUUAUGGUCGACGAACACCACUUUAUCCACACUCAUUCGAUGUGAAAUGGUCGGAUAUACAAAUAUGCAAAGUUGGCGCACCUGCUCUACCUGACUCAUGCAUGCCACUCGGAAUGAAAGCCGAAGGUAAUAAAACCAAAUUGCUGCCCACCCAACCGAGUCUUUCGAUUUUACAUCACAUUCUAGCGCUCACAUUUUGUGAAAGCAUUGAAGAAGAUGUCAUCAAUUCAAAUAUUGCCGGUUUUGUUUGCGUAACAAAUGUUGAUGUGGAACGGCAGACAAUUACGGUGCUGUCUCCCCAACCCCGACCAUUGCCGAACUGUAUUUUCCUGCUAUCCGACAUACAAUUUAUGGACAGCCAUUAAAAUCGAUACAUGCCACACGGUUAAAAUCAUUUCAUAUAAGUUAGAUACAUGAUAUUUGUACGUUUUCUAUGUGUUUACAACAAUUUUUUUUUAUUGAUUGAAUAAAUUAUUUUAAAAAAGAAA
This is a messenger RNA of Sitodiplosis mosellana (orange wheat blossom midge), 1468 nucleotides long. It is a transcript of the gene cbc, whose product is annotated as protein CLP1 homolog. Gene Ontology annotation, molecular function: polynucleotide 5'-hydroxyl-kinase activity. Gene Ontology annotation, cellular component: nucleus; mRNA cleavage factor complex. The coding region runs from base 77 to 1345 and encodes 422 amino acids. Lineage: Eukaryota; Metazoa; Arthropoda; Insecta; Diptera; Cecidomyiidae. The transcript has 3 exons. The record is from RefSeq and is a predicted model, not a curated record. Gene Ontology annotation, biological process: tRNA splicing, via endonucleolytic cleavage and ligation.